UACACUCACAGUCACUUCACAAUUUAGUGUCACAUUCUCACAGUCUAUGGUCAAAACAAACACUGUGUUGGAAAAGCAGUGUUUUUUUUAUCUCCAUGAAACAUGAUAGACAACUUUCAAGGCACUUUUUGUCUCUGUGUUUUUUUUGUUUUUGUCGCUUCUGAAACAGCUGGGCAGUCAUGCAGGGGAAAGUGUGGAGACAUUAUGGAGGAUUGCUCCUGCCACACAACCUGUGUGUCUUUGCUUACCUGCUGCCCAGACUACAACCAGUCCUGUUUGCAGGUGACACCUUACUCUAGCUCCAUGCUGGGUGGAAGAGCUCUAAGGAUCCUCAAUUUGGUCCUUCAUCCUGGUGGGCAACUUCACUGCAGUUUCAAAGGCAAAAUUGACCGAGAGGGCUUUAUUGAUGGUGAAGGCCGUGCCUACUGUAUCACCCCUUUAUUGUAUGAGACGGGUUGGGUUCCAUUUACUGUCUCAACAGAUGGACUACAUUUUGACAGAUCUGGAGAGUACUUGUCAGUGCAUCCCAGUAAAGCAGAACCUGCCUUUGAAGUCAUCCUGGUGAAUGCAACAUAUUGGCAGAACUACGACCCCCGAAGCAACACAGGACGGCUUGAGAUGAUGUGGAACAGCUCUUUGAUUGCAGCAGAGAAGGUCAACAUAGAGCUGUGGGGUUACAGGGAGUCCAGCAGGAACACAGAGGGAGGAACAGGCGGAUCACCGUCUUUGCAGGCCGAGCUGAGCUAUCUGUACUCUGUGGGCAGGAAUCAGCCCAACACUGGGGCCUUCAGCUUCAUCCCUGAGCCCUCACAGGACUACUCUGACUGGGAGCUGGGGAACAUUCGCAUCACUGCCAUUUUGAAGUCAGAAGGUGCAAGGGAUGUGCAGGGUCUCUGGAGUAGAGGUCACGUGUUAGCCUGGCACCUGGAGCAGACUUUCAGAGAUGACUCUGCAGCAUGGGCCAGAAACAAGUGUCUGCAGUGGGACAUGCUGGAGAAGAAGCUGCCUAACUUCCUAGAUGAACUCAUCGAAUGUCCUUGCACCCUGGCUCAGGCCCAAGCAGACACCUGCAGGUUUCAUACUGACUAUAGCUGUGACAUUGAGAGGGGUAGUGUCUGCACUUACCACCCAGGGAGUGUCCACUGUGUCAGAGCAAUUCAGGCCAGUCCAACACAUGGCUCAGGGCAGCAAUGCUGCUAUGACAACACAGGAGCUCUAGUUCUGACAGGAGACUCGAUCGGUGGCAGCACCCCGGACAGAGCUCACGACUGGGGAUCGCCUCCGUACGGGGAGCCACCACGGGUGCCCGGGUACUCCCACUGGCUUUAUGAUGUUGUAACUUUCUAUUACUGCUGCCUGUGGUCAGCCAACUGCCAGAUUUACUUCAACCAUCGACCUUCUAGCGGAUGUCAAAACUACAAGCCGCCAAGAGCUGGUGUCGUCCUCGGGGAUCCACAUUUCAUAACGUUCGAUGGCCUCAGCUACACUUUCAAUGGCAAAGGAGAGUAUAACCUCGUGACAUCACCACACAGAGAACUGAGUGUUCAAGCCAGAACAGAACGGGUGAAACUAAAGAAUGGUACCUUGGCAAAAGCCACAGGGCUAUCAUCAGUGGCUGUGAAAGAGAAAGCCUCUGAUAUCAUCGAAGUGCGUCUUGCAGAGGGCCAGCUUCAGGUGCUUAGGAACCAAAAAGUCCUUCUGUUCACCGAGCAAAGAUCGAUGACCCUGCACGGAGUGUUUGUGUUCGCCCCCUGCCCACAGAAUGUGAUGGUAACCUUCCAGUCUGGUGCUGGUGUGGAGGUCUGUGUGCAUGAAGGAACCAUGGCAGCGUCUGUCCUGCUUCCAACAGAGUUUAGCAACCAAACGCAGGGUCUCCUCGGUCUGAUGAACUCUGACCAAUCAGAUGACCUGUUAACUCAGGCUGGACAGGUCCUCUCUCCAGCACAUGCCACGGCAGAGGAAAUCUUUACCUUUGGAGCUGGCUGGAACAUCUCAAAGAAUUCCUCUCUUUUCACUUAUGACACAAAGUAUCUUUUGGAUAACUACUAUUCCUCACCCAGCCAUGAUCCUGCUUUUGUUCCUGCCUUUUGUCUUCCUGAGAGCCCUGAUGACCCGCUGGUGGCAGACAUGUUGAAGAUGUGCUCUGGAGAAGGAGCAGAGUUUUGUAAAUAUGAUACCCUGAUUUCCCAGAGCCUCACAAUGGGAAACGCCACACUCAGGGCCUACCAGAAUUACCAGGUCCUAAUGGAAGCCCUGCAGCCAGUGUUGUCUUGUGGCUGGCUUCCUACACCCAGGAAUGGGAAGAAAAAUGGGACCCAUUACCUUGAGGGAAACACUCUGAGCUUCACCUGCAGAGAAGGCCAUAUACUGUAUGGGUCAUCAGAGCGUACCUGUCUGCAUGAUGGGGUCUGGACUGGAGAGCAAACUUACUGUGUAACAGAUGAUAAGGUGGGGUUCAUCCUUGGAGCUAUUGGUUCCCUCUCAGCAUUUGUCACAGUGGGAGUAAUGAUCCGACUGCACAGCAGAAGGCAGGAAAGGGAGAAAAAAGGGUAACUGGACCGGAAGGUAACCUGAGAGCAAUCUUGUAAAACAAUCAAAGUCCUCUUUGAUUAUGGAUUAUAUUAUCUUCUCAACUUUGAUAUUGAUAAAUUGAUAUACAAUUAUAUAACUCUCUCACCUAAACCUACAACUGUAUAGACUUGUUAGAGCUGAGAAUUUGGAAACUACAAACAGUCAUGUUGCUUUCCAUGCUGAUGGUCAUCUUUUGACCUCUUGACCCGAUCAGGAAAACCUUAGACACUAGCUAAGCUUUCAGCAUGUUAUUUGGCCGCAUGUUAUUUUGCUCUCUUGUUUAGUUUGGAAAACUUCCAGGCUGUGGUAAAUGGCGCAUGAGUUGGGGAUUGAGGGUAUUGAAGUAGAAGCAGAAAUGCCAGGAUUGUUUUUGUAUUCCCAUUUUGCAUGACUGAACAUUCUGUCUCAGCUGGGGAGCGAAUUGUAUAAAUAAUACUACAAGGAGAUAUCAUCAUUACAAUCAACACUCCAUCCUCCGGUUCAGUUUGAAAUGAGACCAGAUGUGUUCAUGUUGAACGUGAAGUGAACCUGAUCAUUUUUUUGGUUGAAAGACUUCAAACUCAUAUGCAGCCUCUGUGUGGGCUCACAGCCUUCACUCAAACGAAGGGUUUUUUGCUGAGAGACUGAGGGAGAGAAAAACACAAAUGUCACAUAAAGGUCAACUCUUUACACAAUGUCAACACUUGCCUUCUUUGCACUGCUACAUAUCUGUACUCAAAGACAGGAGGAAUUGAUGAUGAAUAUGAAUCUUUACAUUCCACAUCAAUAAACGAUCAGAAAUCAAGGGUCACACCUUCUUCUAUUAAGCAGAUGUUUGGUGUCUUACACAGCAGCAUGCCCUAUCCCACAGACCAGCAUCUCAUGUUACCCACGUGCUCUUCUCCUUUUCUUUGAACCUGACUCUCUUCUCCUUUCCAAAACAAAGUCCAGAGGCGGGGGGGGGACAGAGUGACAGGGUCCUGUGUGGCUGAUCCCUGGAGUGAUAGGACGAGGUCCAGCUGUGCAAGAAGAAGGGUUCUUCUUGGAGGCUAAUUGAAAUAACCUGGUCUGCUGGACAGGGAAGGCUUUGAAGUUUGUUUUAGGGGUUUUGUUUGCAGCAUGUGAACACUGUUUUCGAUCUAGCAGUUGUGCAACACCUGCUGACACUGCCAGUUGUUGCCACUGUGUCAUGCCUAAGGGAUUCUUUGGUCUCUUUUGUUUUUGUGCAUUAUAAGUUUCCCUUUUUUUUUUCUUCUUUUUUAUUUUUGUGUAUCUCCCUGUUUUUUAUAUGUGACUUUCUUUAUCCAUCUCUCUCUUUCUGCCUCUCCUUCCACUUUCUCAGCCAUCUGAUCUAAUUGCAGCAGUUGGCAGUUCACCAGUCAGUCUGGUUCCCUUCAAGCUCUAUUGCUAAGUUGCUUGCUCUAGUUGGAUUAAUGUUGGGUCUCUUCAAAUAACAUAAUAAAUAGUGUGGUCUAGAUUAGGGGUCUCUGACCUUUUUUCACCUGAGAGCACUUACAUCACAUCGCGUAUGUUUAGUCACAUGAUCAAAACAAAUGAACCAGCUGAAUUAAGCUACUUCCUCUCGUCCGUCAUUGCUUCCUUCACAAACACGCUGCUGAUGAAUGGCUUUUAAAGUCCUCUGAGAUCAUUUUACUGUAACUACUGUAGGUGCUUUAUAAAAAGAUAUUGAUUGAUCGAUCGAUGGAUUGGCAUUCAAACACAUUAAGAUCCUUUAAGAGUACAAAAUAAGAACACACGCAUCAGGUAUUGAAACAGGCCCCCCACACAAAGAAGAAGUAAGCCUCCCUGUGAUUGGCCAUAGGAGUUCUUUUCACAGUAUCAGCUCAGAUCUGACUCUGAUCUGUCUGUAUAAUCUCUUAACUGGGUGCAAAUUUUCCUGCUUUCAUGUGUCAGCCAGGACUUAGAGGAGAGGCAAUGGAGCAAGCUGCUGCGUUUGUUUGCAGAGUCAGAUGCUGAUUAAUUGCAUCUGGAGGAAAGUCAAGGUUUUUCAUCUCUGUGGGGGCCUGAUCUAACCCCGAAUGCUUAUGCAUGCUUAUCAUCCCAACAGCCCGCCGUAAUUAGUUCAAUCAAAUACAAACAUGACUAAAUGCUAAUGUGCUCUGUGGAAGCCUGUUGCUUUCACGUGGGACUUUUCCCGUUUCUCAGAUCUACUCUACAUCCCUUGAUUAGAAUGAAAGGCUUCUGAAGUGGCUUUUGGAUGAGGCUUUUGUUUCGAGGGUGUGUGUGUGUUUUAUUUUUUGUUUCAUGUCAACUCCAGCUUUGCAGGUGUGCUUUGUCCAUAACCUCUUAAUACCUCAUGGUGGAGCAUCGUCUUCUGAUGUUAACUCUAAAUUUUAAGGCGUAGGUUGAAACAAAGAUGGAUGUCAGGAUUAAGGGUGUGCCCGAACACAGAGUUUUAUGUCACAGUGUGUUACGGGCAAUGUGAACAACUCUGGAUGCGUAUCCUGGAAUGUAAUUCAAAACCAACACUUAGAAAUAUUCAUUAUUGAUUGAACUUAUUUAACUUUAUUUUUAACUCUCUUAGAAACAUUGAAGUAUGUUUAACUAAUUAAAAGUUUUCUCAACUUGUGACAUGAAGUCAAAACUCAGUCAAAGAUGGUAAAAAAAAAUAGAACAUAGUAUGUAUUGCAUAUAAAUAGGCGUUAUUACAUAUGUAUGGAAACACUGUACCAGCACAAUGCAAAUAAAACACAGCUAUUAACCUUAUAUUUUAUUAGUGAAAAAAAUUAACUUGAUUACUUUUAGAAAAAUAUUUUAAUUUUUUAUGUCAUUUUUAUGCCAUUUUUAUGUGUCAUGCAUUUACAUUUUCCAUCACUUGUAGUCUCCACCAUAUUUGGUGUUGGCAUGCUACCUUUCAUAAACAGAAGGAAAAAAAUCUCCUCAUAAGUGCUUAAAGGAAUAUUACCACUCUUAGAUCACCAAGCAAAGAACUCACUCCUAAAUCGGCUGUUUGACCUAAAGUGUAGUGGCCCUUCAGACACAAACUACUCUUGACAUUAACACUCUGUAUAACUCUACCGCUCACAGGCCAGCUACUGGUGUUCCCCUUCCCUAGUCAUCAACAUCUGAGGCUGAACUUCAUCCCCUGAGGCAAUGUAAUCCACUCAGUAACCAGUGGCCCUUAGGACCCGAGGCUCAUUUUUCAUUGGAGUCAGUUCUUUUUUUAAAGAAGCACGUCAUUCUCUCAGGCCACAGAAAAGGCAGAUACCUCACUUUACUACACCACAGAUGAGAGUAGCAGAGCAAAACAGACCCAGCAUGCCCAAUCCACCCCUACAGAUGUUCGUCCUAGCCCAUGCCCGACACAGGAAGCCAUUAAAGAGUAAAUCAAUCAGCCGGCUCUGUGGAAACGGGACAAACCUCCAUGGAAAGCAUGUGGAGGGGCACGUUGCCAGAGGACUGAGAUGCUAUACGCGACUUGUACCAAAUAUAAAUUCAUUGCAGACUCUUGGAAACUUGUGUUUUCAUAAACACCAUGAAAUGGUGGAAGCAAUUUCCCUGUUUUGGACUGAUUCAAAUGCAAAGCAGUGGAGGUUACCGACAAAAGAGGAGUGAAAGAAGAAAAUAAAUAAGGCUUUGUUAGCGUGUGCCUUUUAUUUCCCCAGAGGGAAAAUAUUUUCAAAGAUCAAUCUCUUCCUGAGAAAUCAUUUUAGCGGUGAUAAUCCUCAAACAACAUUCCCCUCUCUUAUUUCUAAACUGAAAAGAAUGCAAACCAUUUUCAACUGUCGUCAUGAAUAAAGAUGAGCAUCAGGGCACUUCUUUACAGCAUGCAAAUAUGAAGUUGUGCUCUUUCCUGGUUGUUUGUUUCCCUUUGAAGAAGUUAAUUCCUUACAGACACAGCUUCACUCCUUAUCUAUAUUUACCCCAGUCGACUGCAACCUGCAGCCACUCUGUUUUGUAUCAUGUGCUACAUCUAAGUUUUAUUUCUGUCUGGUUAUAUUUUACCGAAAGGAAUUCAACUUCUCUGGCAUAUUUAGCACAUGUUUUACAAAAGGACACUUACAAAAUGUGCAUGUUUUCUUUAAGAUAUUUGAUUUAUUGACACUUCACUGCCAGACAGGAACAAUUAUGGCGUCUACCCAAGGGAGACACUUCAAUCGCUAGAUAUAAUCUAUCAAAGGACAACUUUAUCCCCAAUAUACUUUAAGUCUAAGUAUGUAAAGCUGAGUGAGUAAUUCCUUGACUCAAGAUUUAUGAUAGCACCUGUCUGUUAGCACAAGUAAACUGUUCCAGCUGGCUUGGGAAUUCCCAUCAAAUCCAGCUCCAGAAUCCCCCAGAUCUUCAAGAACUUUGUUCUUGUCAUCAGAGAUAAAGCUUUGCAAUCUUCCCCAACCAUUAUGCUUAAUGAUCUGCUUAACCAGCCCCGUUACACCAAAGCUAGUUCCAAGGAGAAAGACAACUUCAAAAGAACAUUAUUCUUCCAUGCAAGGGUUGUGUUUUCCCCUAUAUGUCCUUAUCAGGCAAUGUGGAACUUGUGUGAUACACAGAUAUGAUGCAGAAGUAUUUAAAUCCCCGCUGUGUACGUGGAGCUUCGUCCAAGGAUUUGUUUGUGUAUGUCUGUGUGUGGGUGUACAUACAGUCUGACGUUCUGUUUGUAGCAGUACACAGACACCAAACGCAUGCAGUGUACAUGUCUUUCAGAUAAAACCAUAUCAGUUGAAACAAGACUCAGCUUGUCUCGUCUGAUCUUUCACAGUUGCUGACAUCAAUGCUUCAGUUAAGAACAAUUGUAUUCAGUAUUUGCAACAAGAUGUGGGUUUUUUUUUAUCCAUUACUUAAUAUUAGGCAAAUCUGUUGUUAGUUUUUUUGGUUUGCACACUAUUUUCAGACCUCAGUUGGUGGCCUGAUGGGGAAUGCAGCCAAUAAAAAACCUACUGUAAAUCAUGCCCAUACAGGCUACAAAAAAAAAUUGCAUCUAGACAGAGCUAUCCUUAGUUAAUUGGUCAGAAUGUAAGAAGUUAACGUUUUAAUUAGUUGGCGUUCAAGCCUUUUAAUUUGUUAUGAAUGUUGGUGUGCACAGAAAUAUACAUAUUUUAACAUAUUUUAAGAUUACGUUAAACCCGACUGUUAAUGCGGAGCGAUUUAGAGAAGUCAGACUGAACCACAAAAUACUUGAAUGCAUUACUAAGGAUGAGAAAACACUAUUAGAUACCUAGCUUUAUAGGUCCGAUAUAGGAAAUGUAAAAAUGUUUGGCCACUUAGACUCACCUUCUUUCAGAUCUGGAAAAACCAUGUCCAAGUCACAUGUCCGAUUACUUUUAAAAUAAGUGCAUGAGAUGACAAAUUCAAUGGUUUAUGUUGGUUUGUUUACGUUUAAGACUUUUUAGUUAUGUAUCUAAUUGGCACACAUUCUCAGGUCCCAGAGGCAGCUACAGAUUUGCUUGUGGUAUCUCUUAAUAUUCCCUGUGUGUCUGUGCAUAGAUCUGAAUGUGCAAUCUGUAACACAGGGGGGCAUUGCAGGUCCUUUAUUUUUCUCUAUCAACCUUAUGAAUUCUGAACACUUUGUUUCGUUUUGUUGUCUCCUCCACAGCAUGUCUGAACCCUCAAGGUCAAAGACCUCAUAGGUAUUCAUAUCAGCAUCUCCCCUCAGCCCUGCGCUUAAUAAGAAGACAGCGCAGCCACAGCAUCAUCAGGUCUACGUUUUAUUGUGUUCAUUACAACUGCUGUGAGGAGUUUUGAACUGGUUAUAAAGCCUACUCCAUUUAGUGCUAAUGCCCCUUCAUGAAACCAGGCCAUCUCUGAGAAAAUUGACUCUGUCUUUUUAGUUAUUGCUCAUGUCUUUUACCGGGUCUGUUCUCGUUUCUCACACUUAUUUAGAGUGUUGAAAUUAAAAAUUGUCAGUCUAUCAGCAAGGGUUUUCAUGAAUUACAUGGACUUAUUUCAGCUUUUCAACCUUAUCUAUCCAUCUGAGUUAGGUCUAUAUUGUAACUGAUGAUUGCUGAUGGUUUGUUUCUGGGCAAAAUAAACUGUUUGGUUCAUUAACUGUUAUUUGGCUGUCAGAGCACCAUUAAAGCUUGAUUUCAAGUCCUUACCUUCUUUCAAACUAGCUCGUAAACUACGCAUUAACAGGAUAAAAUAGCAUGCAAAGUAUAAGUGCAGAGGAUGUUAUGGAUUUUGUUCAGGUGUUUUGUCUGACAAUGAUAGUCAGCCAUAUUUAUUCAUACUAAAGUAUAUAGCAGUAGAAACGCAGCAGUGGCCUCAGUGAGGCUGAGGCUACGGCUGCCCUCUUUGCAAUGCAUUCUGUUGGCAGUGCUGCCACAGCUCUGUGAGCAGGAUAUCUUAGCUCUCCUGGUCAGUUUAGCACACACAGGAAUUUGUCACUUUAGUUGACUGGAUAUACUAUCAACAGUGAUUGGACAUUAAGAAAAAGCAAUCCCUUUCAGUGCACUAUGCAUUGAUUCAAAAUGCAUCUUGCAGAUUCAAGUUUUGAAAAGCUUUUUUUUAUUUAACAAACUGAUUCAAAAUAUUUACAAUAUAUAAUGAUCCAUUCAGUUCCUAUCUGCAGUGAUCUUGUGCUUAUUUCCAAACGACGUUAAUGACUUGAUGAAAUCUUCCAACUUGCAGUGUCAGUAGGAUUUGCAUGCUGGGAUUUGUAAGGCUUUCUUGAUAUACUGUUAGAAGAUUGAAUGGAGGACGCAGUUUGCCCUGAUUUGUUUCUAUUCAAAAUUGGAACUGAGAUGUGCGUGGUUAACAUUAGCUCAACAUGUGUAUUAGAAGCGAGCUUACAGUGCAUAGCUCUAUUGUAAACAGAUACUGUAAUCCCGCAAACAUACCAUAGUUCUUGCAAUUCUGUGUCCUGAAACUCGUUUUAUCGAUCCUGUCCUUGUGACUAUUCGACUCUUUAGAUCUUUGCUUGUUUUUGUUUUUCAUUUGGCCACAAAAUGUUUUUUUGCUUAAAUUAAAUAUGACAUCAAGCCUCCUUUUAUCAUCUUCAUAAGAAGUAAAUAUUCUCCAUAUAAAAGUUUGCGUCCUCAAAUGUGUUCUUCAUCAGCAGUUUUACACUUUGCAUAUGCUGGAUUGUGGUUCUGUCACUACAUUGCCUGAAUGGAUGAAAUGAAAAAGACACCCAUCAGAGCAUGUUUGCAGUGUUUUCCAGUUUGACAUGGAGAAAAAAAUGGAUGCACAGCAUAAAAACAAGUCUGGCCUGAAUAUACCCCACAGUGAUAAAACCCCCCUGGAGUUGUUUGUGCUCAGAGAGAGCAUUCGGAUGGAAGAUAAUUUAAUGUGGUGACAGCUCUCAAUCCUUUGAAGAGCAGAUUCAGACAACAAACAUCAAUACUGCGUUUCUUCAUGUAGAGAAAACAAUAAGUGAGUUUGAUAUCUUCUGAUUCAGCAGAAUACAAUUUUUAUUCGAGCUUUUUAAUCAAACCUAAGUAUAUAUCUGAUAUCUGCAUCAAGUGUCAUUCCAGCUAAAAAAAGAAAAAAAUGUUGAUGAUAUGCUUCAUUUGAGCUCUGGUACCACAGUCUAAAUUCUCCCCCCGCAAAGUGGCACAAUGGGCAGAGACAAGGACUGCAUCGCUUGUCAACAAGCCUCUGGCUCUUUUUCUUAUGAGGUGAUAUGAAGAUGCAGUUUCUCUUACUUAAAAGACUGGUGAUUGCGAUGGUGUUAAGCAAUGUAUCUUUUUCUUUAAUUGAACUUCUUGUUUUGUUCUAUUUUCAUUAAUCAUCUGAUCGGUGAUGCUUCAAAAGUCACAGAAAGGAAAGUUGGGCGUUAUACUUAUAACUAAGACAGGAACUAUUUGUAUCCUUUGGUGAUUAUGAAUCUGAGCUUGGAAUAUGCUCAGAUUCAUAUCAUGACUUCUCAUCAUUCUUACACAGAUUACACUUUCCCUUACAGUCACAGAUAAGUGUAUAGAAGGAAUCAAUAAGUAGAUGUGCCAGAAUUUACUACAGCUGAAUAAAGGAAAUUGUAAAAUAGUGUAUUCAGCCCAGAUCCAUGAACUGGUUUCCAGUUCCUCACAGAAUCAAUUUCAAAAUGCUCUUACUUGUUAAUAAAUCACUAAAUGAGUUGGUCCACCUGCCAGACUUCCUGACCCGGCACAAACUUCCCAGACUUCUUAGGUCUGCUGGUUCUGGACAAUUGUUUGCUCCCUGAGUAAAAACUGAACAUGGCGAAGCAACAUUUAGUGUUUAUGACUCUCAAUUGUGGAACAAAUUGCCUGUGAAGCUAAUACUUGAAACAGUACUAACAUCUUUCUUUUAAAUCCAAGCUCAAGACUCACCUGUUUAGGGAAGCUUUAAAUGAAUAUCUUUCAAAUGUAAUUGUAUUUUCUUUCCUAAAUGUUACUUUGUUGAAUUGUUUUCAACUUGAUUGUGUUUAUUUUUUCUUACUUUUCUGUGUUUCUUAUUGUUUUUAACUGUUCUUUGCUUGUGUCUAAUCUGUUUGUGUAAAGCACUUUGGUUUGCCCUUGUGCUUUACAAAUAAAUUUUAUUUAAUCUUGUUCAAAUUAUGAACUACAACCACAUUUUAACAACUUACAACUGUCACAAAGUCAGCAUAUUACCAUCUCAAAAAUAUAGCAAGAACCAAAGAUUUGGUGUCAGAAGAUGUCACAGAGAGAUUUGCUGAUGCUUUCGUUUUUAGCAGGCUGGAUCAUUGUAAAAGUGUUUUCACAGUUCUGACUAAAAACUGUUCUGACCGAUGCAGCUCAGCCAGAACGCUGCUGCCAGAUUCCUCACCAACACCAAGAAAGUAAAACACGUGACAUCAGUGCUCAGAUAUCUCCACUGGAUAUAAUCUAGAAUCUUACUCCUCAUUUAUAAAGCACCAACUUGUCCUGGGCCAAAAUACAAAUCAGACCUGGUAGUUUGUUUUGAGGCAUCCAGACCCCUAAAAUAAUUUGGGACAGGUUUACUGAUCAUUCACAGAAUCAGAACGAAGCAGGAUGAGGCAACUUUUAGUUUCUUUGCUCCGGGUAACAACCUCAGAUGGAACCUGAAGCUUUCCCAGCCCUUUUAAAACAGGUCAGAAAACAUUUUUAUUUACUGCUGUCUUUCUAUAUGUUCAAUACCUUACUGAGGUAUGACUCUGCAGUCCAGGACUGUAGAACACUAUCACACUGUAAGACACACUGAGCAGAUAAUGAAUCAUUAAUUGCCGGAUAUGAGUAUGUUUUCAUACAUUUUGUGUUUCAAUGUUGUAUUGUUGCUUAAUGUGGUUAUGUCUUUAUUUAUUUUCGAUCUUAAUGUUAUAAAUGUUUUAUCUUUAAAUCCUCUUAAUGUUAUAAAUGUUGUGUUUUUAACUCUGUACAGCCCUUUGAUUUUUCUUUAUAUAUGAAUGGUUCUCUAUGAAUAAACUUGCCUUGCCUUGCUGCCACCCUAAUUCAAAUAAAUGUUCCUGCGUCACCUAGUAAA
Molecule: messenger RNA, 11925 nt
Organism: Labrus bergylta (ballan wrasse)
Lineage: Eukaryota; Metazoa; Chordata; Actinopteri; Labriformes; Labridae
Gene: susd2
Product: sushi domain containing 2
Source: RefSeq, a predicted model, not a curated record